This is a messenger RNA of Camelina sativa (false flax), 861 nucleotides long. The record is from RefSeq and is a predicted model, not a curated record. NCBI's taxonomy places the organism in Eukaryota, Viridiplantae, Streptophyta, Magnoliopsida, Brassicales, Brassicaceae.
AUGGCGAUAACUGGAGAAGACAACGGAGACAGAUCCGGCGACGAACGUCUCCCGAAGAGACAACGACUUCCUUCUGAAGAUGAAGAUGAGUCCGUAAAGCUACAGAGUCAUGAUGUCCUCGAUUGUCCAAUAUGUUGUGAGCCACUCAAGAGACCAAUCUAUGAGUGUAUUAAUGGGCAUCUAGCUUGUUCCUCUUGCUGCCAAAAAUUGAACAAGAGAUGCUCGUUCUGUAGAUGUGAAAUCGGGGAUAGAAGAUGCAGAGCCAUGGAGAAGGUUAUUGAAGCAACGAUAGUCCCAUGUCCGAACGCAAAACACGGGUCUGAAGAAACCACCACGUACGGUAUUGAUCAAUCUGUUCAUGAGAGAGUUUGCUGUUUCGCCCCAUGUUCUUGCCCUGUACCAAACUGCAAGUUCGUUGGCACAUAUACGAAUCUCAAAAGCCACGCUCGUCAUGCACACAUUUGUCGUGAUAAAUUUCUCAUCCCGUUUAAGUUUGACGGCCAUUGUCAUAUGUUUUCCAUGAACCUUGGUUGGAAGAAGACUGUCGUUUUGAAGGAAGAGAAAGAGAAUGAUUUGAUAGUAGUUCAGGCUUUCAAGGGAUCGGAGGGCGUGUAUGUGACUGUUAACCGUAUCGCACAUAUGGCUCCGGGGAUACGCGACGUCUUUUGCAAUCUGUCUAUAAUCAAACCGUGUGGCACUCUAAAUAUUGGAACGAUGGUCAAGAAAAUUCAGAAAGUGAGAGAGCAAAUGCAUCCCGAAGAUGACGACGUAAUGUGGAUUCCGCCUAGAAUGUUGAGCGGCGAGGUCUGGAUGAUGAAGAUUUGCAUCGGCUAUGAUAGGUGGAAAUAUAUUCACUAUUGA